Messenger RNA from Aspergillus welwitschiae, 1122 nucleotides. Its product is annotated as glycoside hydrolase family 27 protein. Gene Ontology annotation, molecular function: hydrolase activity, hydrolyzing O-glycosyl compounds. Gene Ontology annotation, biological process: carbohydrate metabolic process. The transcript has 2 exons. NCBI's taxonomy places the organism in Eukaryota, Fungi, Ascomycota, Eurotiomycetes, Eurotiales, Aspergillaceae. The record is from RefSeq and is a predicted model, not a curated record. Bases 1 to 1122 code for a protein of 373 amino acids.
AUGGGCUGGAACUCAUGGAACGCAUUCAAAGCAACGGUCAACUAUACGAUAGUUCAGGAAGUUAUUUCGCUGUUCGAUACGCUUGGGCUGAAAGAGGCGGGCUACGAGUACGUGCUGCUUGAUGAUGGAUGGGCAAGUUACAAUCGCACGUCCGACGGGUAUCUUCAAGCCAAUGCAACAUCCUUUCCUCAGGGUAUUAAGGCACUGGCCGAAGAGGUGCAUAUUAGAGGCCUAAAACUAGGCCUUUACGGAGAUAGUGGUCACUACACCUGUGCGUGGAGACCGGGAAGUUGGGGAUACGAAGAGCGAGACGCUCAAACGUUCGCUAGCUGGGGCGUGGACUACCUCAAGUACGACAAUUGUGGCGGAUUUCAGUCUAUGACGGAGGCCCCUCAGAUCCGCUUUGGGGCAAUGAAGUAUGCUCUCGCGCUUUCGGGUCGAGAUAUCGUCUAUUCCGUGUGUGGAUGGGGUUAUCAGUUUCCCUGGCACUGGGGAGGAGAUAUCGGUCACUCAUACAGAAUGUCUGGCGACAUUACAACAAGCUUCACCAACGAAACUGAGUGCCAGUGCAAGACCGCCUACUGUCUCAAUACUGGGUAUGCCGGUUGCUCAGUACUGACCAUCAUCAACAAAAUGAAAGAAAUCAGCCAAUAUCAGACGCCAGGUCAUUGGUUGGAUAUGGACAUGCUAGAAGUCGGAAAUGCAAAUUUCACACUCAACCAGCAGCAGACGCACUUUGCAUUCUGGGCGGCGCUGAAGUCUCCCUUGAUCAUUGGUGCUGAUCCCAGCAAGCUUUCCAAUGACAGUUUAGCGGUCCUCACAAAUGAGGCGAUUAUUUCCAUCAACCAGGACGCGCUUGGAGAGCCUGUGACAUAUCGCGAAGCACAUAGCAAAGAAGGUCUCUUCCAGGUAUGGGCUGGGAAGGUUGAGGACGGAUAUGUUGUUCUGCUGCUGAAUGAGAAAAGCUAUCCGCAAACUGUGUCUCUGAGCUUUGCCAGUUUGGGACUUGGCUCACCUCAGAAGGUCAUUGAACUUUGGUCGGGGCAGACUUUGCAGGAUCUUAGUAAGUUCAAUGGGAGUUUGGGGUCUUAUCAAACUCUUGUUUUCAAAGUGAAGACAUGA